Cimex lectularius (bed bug) is the source of this 1303-nucleotide messenger RNA. RefSeq names its product IQ domain-containing protein G. The coding region runs from base 80 to 1189 and encodes 369 amino acids. The transcript is spliced from 8 exons. The record is from RefSeq and is a predicted model, not a curated record. NCBI's taxonomy places the organism in Eukaryota, Metazoa, Arthropoda, Insecta, Hemiptera, Cimicidae. Gene Ontology annotation, biological process: cilium organization. Gene Ontology annotation, molecular function: protein binding. Gene Ontology annotation, cellular component: motile cilium; cytoplasm.
ACUACCAUGGUAACAGCCAGCUAACCGCUUGUGGCAUUGAUCUUCUCAUGGAUAUUGACAAAAAAAUCUGUUAAACAGAAUGUCCAACAACUGUGAUGAUUGCAAUGAAUCUAAUUUGAAGAAUAAAGAACAUGAAGCAUCGCUUUUCGAACGAUGGCUUCAAGAAGCAAAGGAAGCAGAUCUCUGUCAGAACUUUUUAACAUUACAGCCCGAAGGAGAUAUUUAUCAAAAUGAUUAUACAAGAUUUACUGACUUUGAAAGGUUCGCAUGUAUAGGUAUAUUGAAUGAAAUGAUCGACAAACUGGCAAUAAUAGGAGCAGACAGACCGAACGUCGACUCACCAGAUUCUGGAGACAUAGCAAAUACUGAUGAGAUAAUAAAGCAAACCAAUAAAUUUCAACAAGACAGAUCUCGAUUGGAGUUUAUAUUGAAAUUAAUAAAAGAUGAGCUUUAUGAGAACAGCAGUGUUGAAACACUCACACAAUAUUUAAUAUCAGAAGAAAAUAAAAUUAAAGAAGAACAUGCUAUUUGUUCAAUGUAUGAUCAGUAUUCACAAUCACUUCAAACGUUGAAAAAUGUAGCCGAAAAGAGUGAUUAUCUUACAAAACAUGUUAUAAAAAGGCAGACGAAGUUAUUAAACGAUAUCGAGGGAGAGCUUCAAGAGAGCAUGUUCCAUUAUGGAAUCAAAUUAGGCUACAGUAGAAAGUUGCAAGAGGCAAGGCUGGAGCAGAAUACGCAUCGAAUUCAGAUGGAAGAAGGAGCCAUCUUGACCGAAUCGGAAGAUCUGAAGUCAAGAAUGUCCCAAGAAGGAAGAGUUCACAGGGAUAUCAUGCUAUACCUCAACAUGAGCAUUACUAAACUGAAUAAAGAUAUAGCUAGCUGGAAAAAAAGAUAUGCAAUUGACAUAGCUGCUAAAAAUAAGCAGAUCUGUGAGAUAAAAAAUAAAAAAACAGAGGGUGCUGAAAAAAUUAAAACACUAUUAAAUACAUACAUGAAACGACGUAAAGUCAUACAAGACUACCUGGAGGAGAAGAGGAUCAGAAUCGAAGCUGAGGAAUUGAAAAAGUCCCAGGAAAGAGCAGCCACAAAGAUUCAAGCAUGGUGGAGAGGUACAAUGGUGAGGUGGAAACUCGGCGAGUAUGCAGAGAAAAAGAAAAAGAAAAAGGGGAAGGAAAAAGGGAAGAAAUAAAAAACAAAAACCACACUUUUAUAAAUUUGGAAUAACUUCUUGACUCAAAUUAUACGUUUAUGCAUAAUGAAAAUGCAUUUAUUUUCAGUUAUGAAAAAACUCAAUAUUCCGUAU